CCUCUCGGCGGACGUGCCUCUUUUUACAAACAACGUCACUCUCGCUGGAACCGCCGAGAGAAGAAGGACAAUUUUUGUAACGCGCACUUUAUUUCCUACCUUCGGAGCAAACGGUCCAGUCUUCGUGUCCUGCCGUCACAUACUUAGAAUUCAUAAACAGUGAAAAUAUAAAAGAGGCAAAAUGCAGUGGCGCCUGGCGCACUCGAACAAGUUCCUGGUGAUCGCCGCCCGACGAUUCACGCAGCGCCAUGACCCUGAACUGCGGGGCAAGGUCAUGGCCAUUCGCCGCGAGGACCAGAGUGUCUGGGAGCGACGAGCGCCCCUGUCGCCGUCCAAUGUCAGAAUUCUCACAAGGGCCGGCGUCAAGGUGAUCGUGCAACCUUCGAACCGUCGCGCGUACCCGAUGCAAGCGUACGCGUCGGCCGGCGCCGUGAUCCAGGAGGACAUUUCGGAGGCGAGCGUCGUGUUCGGGGUGAAGCAGGUGCCGGUGGACGCGCUGCUGCCCAACCGCACCUACUGCUUCUUCUCGCACACCAUCAAGGCCCAGGAGGCCAACAUGGCGCUGCUGGACGCGUGUCUCGAGAAGAACAUUCGGCUCAUCGACUACGAAAAGCUGAUGGACGACCGCGGCCAGCGCGUCGUCGCCUUCGGCAAGUACGCCGGCGUCGCCGGAAUGGUCAACAUUCUGCACGGCCUCGGCCUUAGGCUGCUCGCCCUCGGACACCACACGCCCUUCAUGCACGUCGGCCCGGCCCACAACUACAGAAGUUCCUUCAUGGCUAGACAGGCUAUCAGAGAUGCAGGAUAUGAAAUUUCUCUAGGAAUGAUGCCCAAAUCUGUUGGGCCUUUGACAUUUAUUUUUACCGGGAGUGGAAAUGUGAGCCAGGGCGCCCAAGAAGUGUUCCAAGAGUUACCCUUCGAGUACGUCACUCCAAAUAAUAUAAGAAAAGUUGCAGAACAUGGAGCCACAAAUAAAAUUUACGGCUGUGAAGUGAGUCGUCGUGACCAUCUCGAGCGCAAGGAAGGAGUUGGUUUUGACCCGAAAGAGUACGACCAGCACCCUGAGAGAUACAUUUCUACAUUUAGCAAAACAAUCGCUCCUUACGCGUCUGUGAUUGUGAACGGCAUUUACUGGGCCGUCGGAAGUCCGAAACUUCUGACCAUUCCGGACGCCAAGCACCUUCUGCGACCGGCCCACACGCCCUGGCUGCCCAUUUCAGGCGGGGCCCCUGCCCUUCCGCACAGGAUGCUCGCGAUCUGCGACAUCUCGGCCGAUCCCGGAGGCUCCAUCGAGUUCAUGAACGAGUGCACCACCAUUGACACGCCAUUCUGUCUUUACGAUGCUGACAGAAAUAAGGAAACUCAAAGCUUCAAAGGUCCAGGAGUUUUGGUUUGCUCGAUUGAUAACAUGCCAACGCAGCUACCAAGAGAAUCCACCGAUUUCUUCGGUGACCUUCUUUUGCCAUACGCCAUGGACAUCUUGAAGUCCGACGCAACAACUCCUUUGGACGCCCAGGAAUUGUCUUCAACCGUUCAUGGCGCCAUAAUUGCCAGCAAUGGUCAUCUAGCUCCAAAUUACAGAUACAUCCAAGAUCUCCGAACGGCAAACAGUAGUAGGAGCCGCCAUAAGGUAUCUGCUGACAUGGAAGAAUCUGCCAAAAGGAUUGUUAUUUUGGGUGCAGGUUUUGUCAGCGGCCCUGUCGUUGAGUACCUGAGCAGAGAAAAGAACAUCCACAUCACUUUGGCUUCUGCGUUGAAGGACGAAGCGGACGAGGUGGCGGCCAAGCACGGCGGCAACUCGGUGGAGCCGAUUCUGCUGGACGUGGUGCACCGUCCAGAUAUGCUGGACGAGCUGGUGCAGUCGGCCGACCUGGUCAUCUCGCUGCUGCCGUACGCGCUGCACCCGAAGGUGGCGCAGAGCUGCGUCGACGCCGGCACGCACAUGGUCACCGCCAGCUACUGCAGCCCCCAAAUGCAGGAGCUGCACGAAGCAGCAAAAGCCAAGGGCGUCACCCUGAUGCACGAGGUCGGACUCGACCCCGGCCUCGACCACCUGCUGGCCCUCGAGUGCUUCAACGAGGUCAAACAGGCCGGCGGAAAGGUCGAGUCCUUUAUCUCCUACUGCGGAGGACUUCCCGCCCCUGAAUUUUCAGACAACCCUCUCAGGUACAAAUUUUCGUGGUCACCGAGAGGAGUUUUGCUCAACACUUUGAGCGGCGCCAAGUACCUCAGAAAUGCAAAGCACAUUGAGAUUCCGUCCGGAGGCGCCCUGAUGGACUCGGUGGAGCAGCUGGACUUCCUGCCAGGUUUCGCCCUGGAGGGUUUUCCGAACCGCGACUCUUGCCACUACAAGAGCCUCUACGGCCUCUCCGGUGCCCACACAAUGCUCAGGGGCACCCUCAGGUUCAAAGGGUUCGCCGACUCGAUGAAGGGUCUGCAGGCCUUGGGACUGCUCGGACUCGACCACCACCCUGCCCUCCACCCUAACGGCCCCGAAAUCACAUGGCGUCAAUUGGUGACCACUUUGAUGGAGUUGCCGCAAAUCGACAUUUUCUAUGAAAACUUGAAAGCCGCUAUUUACGAACGAGUCGGCCGCUCUCACCACCGACUGGACGCGGUUGAGAGGCUGGGCCUGUUGACUGAUGACCUCGUACUAAAAAAAGAGACCCCACUCGACACCCUUAGCCACUUUUUGGCCAAGAAACUGCAGCUAGGAAAAAAUGAAAGGGACUUGGUGAUUUUGCGUCACGAAGUGGGAAUUGUGUGGCCCGACGGCCGACGGGAAAUCCGAGGCAUCAACGUCGUUUCCUACGGAGACGCCGACGGCUACUCGGCCAUGUCCAAGACCGUCGGCUACCCAGCAGCGAUCGCAGCCAAAAUGGUUUUGGACGGUGAGAUCCAGACGAGAGGAAACGUGCUGCCCUUCUCGCAAGACAUCUACUUGCCAAUGCUGAGUCGGUUGAAACUCGAAGGACUGCAGGCAACUGAGCAAUCUGUGUGGCUCUGAAUUAAUUAAUAAUGUGCUCAAGAAAGGAGGCAAAUCAAAAUUUUUUGUACAAAAUGAAAUCUCCGUUUAAAAUAUUCUCAUUUUAAAUAGGCAGAUAUAUAUGUAAGUUUGGACUAAAAUUAUAUAAAUGAUUUAAUAAAAAGCAGUUUAUUUUUUAAUGUUAAAUAAAACGCAUUUUACCCUAAAAGUGCAUGCAAACAUCAA
This is a messenger RNA of Neocloeon triangulifer, 3211 nucleotides long. RefSeq names its product alpha-aminoadipic semialdehyde synthase, mitochondrial (gene LKRSDH). The transcript has 16 exons. NCBI's taxonomy places the organism in Eukaryota, Metazoa, Arthropoda, Insecta, Ephemeroptera, Baetidae. Gene Ontology annotation, molecular function: saccharopine dehydrogenase activity. Bases 182 to 3007 code for a protein of 941 amino acids. Gene Ontology annotation, cellular component: cytoplasm. The record is from RefSeq and is a predicted model, not a curated record.